Molecule: messenger RNA, 3495 nt
Organism: Letharia columbiana
Lineage: Eukaryota; Fungi; Ascomycota; Lecanoromycetes; Lecanorales; Parmeliaceae
Exons: 4
Coding region: 1-3495 (1164 amino acids)
Biological process (GO): regulation of actin filament polymerization; actin cortical patch assembly
Cellular component (GO): nucleus
Molecular function (GO): cytoskeletal protein binding; ubiquitin binding; protein-macromolecule adaptor activity
Source: RefSeq, a predicted model, not a curated record
AUGGUCUUCAUCUCUAUUUGUACAGCGCUGUACGACUAUGCUCCCCAAGGUGAUAACGAACUCGCCAUACAAGAGGGGGAAACAGUUUAUAUACUCGAGAAGAGCUCCGAGGAUGAUUGGUGGAAGGCAAAGAAAAGGGCGCCGAGUGAAGACGAGGAUGAGCCUGUGGGCUUGAUACCGAACAACUACGUUACAGAGGCUCAACCUACCCACCAUGCUAAAGCAUUAUACGAUUACAGUCGGCAAACCGACGAGGAACUCUCUUUUACCGAAGAAGCCAUUCUCUCUGUCUACGAUACAUCUGAUCCAGACUGGACCCUUGUGGGGCUGGAUGGCGAAUAUGGCUUUGCCCCUUCCAACUACAUCGAUAUCACUGGCAAAGCAGAGCAAAGGUCACCGCAAGCAGCAUUCUCACCACAGACCUCGGAGAGAGAAGUGGAGCCAGAACAGCCAUCGAGCCCAGUCUCUACAGCUCGUACUGGCCCAGCAGCUGCCAUGGCAGGCAUCAUGCACCAAAGGUCAUCUUCCACGGAUACGCCACCAGCCAACAUAAGUCUACCACCUCGAAGGCCGCAGUUCACCCCCGAAGAUUCGGAUGAAGAGCCUCCCGCGCCAUCAUUACCUCAACGCCCACCUUCCCAACAGCUCUCGCCGCCUCCCCCACCGUACGCUUCCCCUAGAAGCCCAGAUUCUCCAGGGAUUGCAGCUUCCCCGCCCUUCAACCGCGCCGUGAGCCGAAGCUACGAUGAGGACCAGCCGCAGGUCAACAAUGGGGGAUUCCAUCUUUACAACAUCAAUGAGAUGGUGUCUGCUAUGGGCAAGAACAAGAAGAUGCCGACCACGCUGGGUCUGAAUCUGGCUACAGGCGUCAUCAUGAUCGCUCCAGAAAAAUCACGGGAUGGGCCUCAGCUAGAGUGGACCGCGGAGAAGCUUACCCAUUACUCUAUCGAGGGCAAACAUGUUUUCAUGGAAUUAGUGCGACCGAGCAAGAGCAUUGACUUCCAUGCCGGUGCGAAAGAUACAGCUCAAGAGAUUACUAGGGGCCUUGGAGAAAUAGCAGGCGCUUCUAGGGCGGAAGGUCUUCGAGAGGUUCUCGAAGCCAGUAAUGGAUCUGGAGGUGGACAAAAGAAGGGCCAUGUACUCUACGAUUUCAUGGCCCAGGGCGAAGACGAAGUCACAGUUGCGGUUGGUGAUGAAGUAGUUGUUGUAGAUGAUACCAAGAGCGAGGAAUGGUGGAUGGUUCGGAGGCUGAAGAAUGGAAAGGAAGGUGUGGUACCGAGUACUUACGUGGAGGUGACGGGUAUAGUGGCUCCACCUCGGACCAGCUCUGGGAUCAAUGCUGGCAAAUCUGUCGUGGAGCAGAACAGACUAGAUGAAGAGAGAAUGGUAAAGGAGGCUGUGAAAGCUUCGAAAAACGAAGCCAAGGCUGCCGAGCGGAGCAAGAAGGAAAGCAAGCAUGGCAGGUCUUCCUCGUCGUCGAAGUCCAAGCCCGAUAUGGCAAAGACGCGGACCUGGACUGAUCGAUCUGCCACUUUCAAAGUCGAAGCGCAGUUCAUCGGCUUAAAGGAUGGGAAAAUACACUUGCACAAGCUUAACGGGGUCAAGAUUGCAGUUCCUGUGGUCAAAAUGGCAAUCGAAGAUCUCGAAUAUGUCGAGAAAAUGACUGGUGUAUCUCUGGAUGAUGACAAGCCACUUUCCGAUAUCAAACGCAGGAGCACGCAAACCACAAAGGGCAAUGGUUGCAAGAAACCAGAAUCUACAGCAAGCGCCGCAAAGCCGGGAGCAACGGUUGAGCCGUCCAAAGCCAAGCCCGAUGGGCCUGAAUAUGACUGGUUCGACUUCUUUCUAAAAGCCGGAGUUAGCCCCUAUCAGUGCGAGAGGUACGCCUUCAACUUCAACAAGGAUUCAAUGGACGAGAAUGUUCUCGGGGAAAUCACGCCAUCUGUGUUGCGGACGCUUGGUCUUAAAGAAGGGGACAUACUUCGGGUAAUGAAGUAUUUGGACACCAAAUUUGGUCGCACAGGUGCACAAGCUCCAGAAGGUGAAAGUGGAGGCCUCUUUUCAGGGCCUGGCGGCGCUCUCAGGAACAACACCCGCAAAGGACGCCCAGCCCCAACGGUGCAAAGCAAUGACGUUGUCGAUGCCAAUACAUUUAGACAGAAAGAAAAUGGUGAAGAGAAAGCAAAGCCUAGAUCGGAGGCUGUCCCGAUACCAUCAGAAACGGCGCCGCCACCGCCAAAAAAAGACACUCGCGGUUUUGACGACGAUGCAUGGGAUGUCAAGCCUUCCAAGACACCCACACAACAUCCUAGCCAGCAACCCGCUGCAGCGCCUACGCUAGCGCCGAGUGCCCCCCCACAGCAGCCUACAUUGACGGGAUCAUUACUCGACCUUUCUCUGCUAUCACCACCUCUGCAACCCACACCAGCCCAGAACAUUUCAGUCCAGAAGCCUCUGCAGCCUCAGUCCACGCAAACCCAACUACCUGCACAGGUCCCGCCACCGCAACCUGUACAGCAACAGCCUACUGGAGCGAACCCACAGUUUUUUUCGCAGCUGGGACAGCAGCCUUCAGGCUUGCCAUUGCAGCAGCAAAACACAGCUCAAAUGCAGCAGCCUCAGGGAUUUGGUCUCCAACAAAGCUUUCAAAAUCAGCAACCGCAGCAGACUGGCCCGCCGCGACAAAGGCCGCAAGCACCUCAGAUCAAUCAGCAAGGCUCAAUCAUGCCGCCACCACCUGCCAGACCUCUAUCAGCACCUCAGACCCAACCGCAAACUAGUAGUUUCGGUCCUCCCCCGUUGCAACCCCAGCUGACAGGUUUUCAACCGCAAAGUCAAUUUGGGAACCAGAUCGCACCACCAGGUCAAAGUCUCAAUGACCUGAAUCUGCAAAGGCUACAGCAACAGCAAUUCAACCAGCAGCAGCAGUUUGGCCAGCAGCAACUACAGCCACAGCAGACAGGCUUCGGGCAACAGAAUCCAGGUUUCAGUCAAUUUGGUAAUGGCAUAAUGCCCCAGCAGACUGCAUUUGGACAACAAUACCAAAUGGUACCUCGGCCAUCGGAACUACAAGGAAUGCAGAAUCCUUAUAUCAACGGCCAGCAGACAGGAAGUCCGUUCGCCGAUCCUCGAGGACAGCAGCAAGGCGGAGGCUUUCAGCCAUUGCAGCCCCAGAACACCGGGUAUCAGGCGCAAUUCCAGUCAUCUCUCCAACCUCAGCAAACUGGUAUCAAUUCAGUAUUACCGCCAGCAUUGCAGCCUCAACAGACAGGCGUCAAUGGAUUUUCCAGGCCUAGCUUCGGCCAAGCACCUCCGCCAAUGCUUCCAAUGCCAUCGAUGCCCUCUCAGCCUGCCGCCGCUCCACUGCUGCCGCAAAAGACCGGUCCGGCGCCCCCAGUCAGGUUUGGAACCCCAGCAGCGAACAAAUUGGUGCCUCAGCGGACAGGGCGGGCAAAUCUGGCCUCAGCCACCCCUUCUAACCCCUUUGGUUUCUGA